CUUUGUCUCGCUAUCGUGACAUCGAAUGGCCGUUGACCACCAGUGAGACGUGGACUCGGGCGGCUCGCUCGCGUGGGCGCGGAGUUGUUCGGGGCUGCCAAUUUUGAACUCGUCGCGGCGGUUUCCUGGGCGGACAAGCGAAAGAUGAGCGGGCGCAUUAGGAGGCAGACAGACAGAGCGGGUGAUGCGGGAGAGCGUUGAGCGUGAACGAGUCCAACACUUUCUCACCUUCGCUCCCUUUUCCUCCACGACGAGUUCUCGACCUCGCCCUUCGAUACCCUGCUGCUGCGCACAUCAUCGCGCGCGCUCGACUACCCGGGCUGCUGACGACCAACACCUCUCAUACGAAGAGAGCACGAACGCCAAGAUCAAGCAUACCUCGCCGCUGACGACCUCACCUAACCCCAAGGAAGCUCCCGUUGCCCUCGAACCGCACACACACCAUGGCCAACAGCAAUGGCUUUGCCGAGGCACAGGAUACCCUCCGAGAUGCACCUGAGCAUCCAUAUCUGUCGCAGCCAUUCCUCUAUAUCACUGGCCUUGACCCGCAGAUCGAUGAUCGAGAGCUGGCUUCGGAGGUCUUCUCGCAUUGCCUACCCGUGAGACUCAACAUUGAUCGCAAUACACCUGCUGGCCAGCUUGCAUCGGGCACAGUCGAGUUUCAGAGCAUGGAGAAGACCGAGCUCGCUCUAGCCACAGUCCGCAAUGUCAGCCUCCGCAUUCGACCAGUGACACACAAGGAGCCUGAGCCUGCUGCCAAGCCCCGCCUUGUCAAAGGGCUGCCUCCUCUUACAGACGACACUGCCGUCUACAAUCUCUUCCGACCCUUUGGCGCCAUUGCCCGCGUUCAGUGCAUCGAGACGAAUCUUCAAGGCCACUAUACUGGAUUCAAGGGUAUGGCGAACGUUGUCUACUACAAUGAAGCUGAUGCGAUCAAGGGCCAGAACCAGCUGCACUGCCUCGAGAUCAGUGGCAAGCUCAUCUCCGUCGCCCCCGAUACCUCUCGCCGACCGAGCGUAGGCGAUGCGCCCGGGGUCGGCUCCAAGCUGAGCGCCCGUGCGCCAUCCUUUGUCCCCACAGCCUCCUCCGCGCCAGGACAAGAGUUUGCCCCUCUCUCAGGCUCGAUCGACCCUUGCAAUCUCUUCUGCAAGAACCUCUGUCCCAGCAUCGACAAUUCCGAGCUCUUCUCCCUCUUCAAGUCCUUCGGACAUAUCACCUCGGCCCGCGUCAUGCGCGACGACCAGGGCAAGAGUCGCGAGUUCGGCUUCGUCAGCUACAGCACCCCCGAAAGCGCCACGGCAGCCAUGCGGGCUCUUGACGGGCAGCAGGUAGGAACUAAGGCCAUCACAAUCCGCGUUCACGAACCCAAGCAGGUGCGCGAGCAGAAGCUGGCUCGCAUCUUCAGCGGCUCAAGCAGUGCGGGUAGCGCAGGUGGUGCAAGCAGUCGUGGCCCCAGUGUCAGCCCGUCAAUGAGCCCUCGCUCGCCUGUCUCUCCCAGCAAUUCCAACAGCAACAAGGGCUACUUCACUUCUACACCCAUGGGCAAUGAACAGCUCUCGGCCAGCACGACGGCCACCUCUGUAGGGGCGGGCGCGUUCGACGAGAUCGAGCUGUCCCGCAUGGAGCCCACAGAAAGGGACGACAUCAUCAUGACGGAGUUUAUCAAGCGGGCACGAGAAUUGCCUGGGCGGAACGAUGACGAUGAUGUUAGGACAAUCGUGAAGGGAUUGGUAGGGUUGAGUUUGAGCGAGCAGAUUGGGGCACUUAAUGACUCGAAGGCAUUUGAGAGGCACGUACGAGAGAUCAAGAGGGAAGAGGAAAAGAAGGAGCCCGCUGCUGCCGACACACCGAAGCCAGCGGCGGUGGACCUGCCUGCCGAGAAGAAGCAAGCGCCUGUAGCAGCCGCUGCGACCGAAGGGCCGGCAGCUCAAGUUAACGGAGCAUCGACUGUCGAGCCUCUACCCACUCCGCAAACAGAGAAGGAGCGUCUCGUACAAGCAGUUGUCAAGCUUCUGCCCACCGCUUCCCCAUCGUCAGUCGACGAUAUCGUCGAGCUUCUCGUCGGCUUGCCCAAGAAGGAGCGCGCGAUGGCCCUUUUCAACGGCGACUAUCUCAAGACAAAGGUUGACGCGGCGCAAGCCAUCUUGCAGAUGAACGAUGACGAGGAUAUUGGUGCUGCGAAGUCUGAACUCGCCAAGGAGGGCGCCAGCACCGACAGAGUCACAGCUGCCGCCGCUACGAAGCCUGCGGAGCCCACCGCAUCCGCCACUUCUCCAGCCGGCGGCCCCACCCACACUCUCGCCUCCCUAGCGCGCCUCCCCUGCCUAGAGAUCGUCUCCCUCGCCCGCGCCUCUCCGACUUCACUCCCUGUGGCCCCCGUCGACCAAGCUGUUUGGUCGUCCACAGACGCCAUGAUGGACCGCAUCCUCUCCGAGUCUCGCGAAGCCGAGCGCAAGCAGAAACUCGGCGACGUUCUCUUCAAGAAGAUCAAGGGUCUCGGCUUCAAGGGCGCGCCCAAGAUCACUAUCAAGCUGUUGGAUGAAGAGGAUCUGAGGAGUCUGGCGCAUGUCGCUGAGAGCUUCCCGGAGGUACUACGGGAGAAGGUGGGGGUGGUGCAGGAGGAAUUGGGGUUGAAGAAGUAAAGUGAGGGAUGAGAGAGCGCUUGAGCCCGGCCAUCGCUUUCGAGAUAUGCUGUGAAGAUCGAUGAGCCUGGUCUACGAGCUCGUGUGCACCGUCGUUACCUUUCAUUUCGUUCCAACCAGGGCAAACACGGCAUCUAUGUUCGCUCUUCAUUAGCCCUUCUUCCUUUCUUCACCUGGGGCCCUCUGGCAUCCCUCACCAUGUCACAUCACAUCACAUCACAUCGUUAGCCCAGCCCCUUCGUCGUCAUGCCAAUUGAAGAGCGCGAGGCUGGUGUAUC
Molecule: messenger RNA, 2920 nt
Organism: Jaminaea rosea
Lineage: Eukaryota; Fungi; Basidiomycota; Exobasidiomycetes; Microstromatales
Exons: 4
Coding region: 444-2642 (732 amino acids)
Cellular component (GO): nucleus; cytoplasmic stress granule; ribonucleoprotein complex
Molecular function (GO): mRNA 3'-UTR binding; poly(A) binding; poly(U) RNA binding
Source: RefSeq, a predicted model, not a curated record